AGCCCGGCAGAAGAGAGGCAUUGAGAAAUGUCUUUCCUCCAGGACCCCAGUUUCUUCACCAUGGGGAUGUGGUCCAUUGGUAUGGGGGCACUGGGGGCUGCUGCUGUGGCACUGUUCCUGGCCAAUACAGAUAUCUUUCUGUCAAAAACCCAAAAAGCAACACUGGAGUAUCUGGAGGACAUAGACCUGAAAACACUGGAGAAGGAACCCAGGACUUUCAAAGCAAAGGAGCUUUGGGAAAAGAAUGGAGCUGUGAUUAUGGCUGUGCGGAGGCCAGGCUGUUUCCUGUGUCGAGAGGAGGCUGCAGACCUGUCUUCCCUGAAACCCAAGUUGGAUGAGCUGGGUGUCCCCCUCUAUGCAGUGGUGAAGGAGCAGGUCAGGACUGAAGUAAAAGACUUCCAGCCAUAUUUCAAAGGAGAAAUCUUCCUGGACGAAAAGAAAAAGUUCUAUGGUCCCCAAAGGCGAAAGAUGAUGUUUAUGGGAUUUGUCCGUCUUGGUGUCUGGUACAACUUCUUCCGGGCCCGGAAUGGAGGCUUCUCUGGAAAUCUGGAAGGCGAAGGCUUUAUCCUCGGAGGAGUUUUUGUGGUCGGAUCAGGAAAGCAGGGCAUUCUUCUUGAACACCGAGAGAAAGAGUUUGGAGAUAAAGUAAACCCAGUUUCUGUUUUGGAAGCUGCUAAGAAGAUCAAACCACAGACUGUGGCCCCACAGGAAAAAUGAUCUUGUUGAAGCUGCCCAGCUCAGGGAUAAUUGGGCCACUCACUUGUGUUCCUAGGAACUCUUGUCCCUAAAGAGUUAAAAAGUCAUCUGUAUCUUACUCUCAGUAUGGAUUAUUACUAUAUUUUAAUAGUGUAUUCUUAUUAGGCUCAGUAAAGAAAAAUAACUCCCAAAAUAAGACUGAAAAAAAGUUAAGUAACUAGUGAGGGUUAUUUCAGCUCAAACCUGGAAAAUACAAAGCUUAAAGUUGACU
Orycteropus afer afer is the source of this 967-nucleotide messenger RNA. It is a transcript of the gene PRXL2A, whose product is annotated as peroxiredoxin like 2A. The record is from RefSeq and is a predicted model, not a curated record. NCBI's taxonomy places the organism in Eukaryota, Metazoa, Chordata, Mammalia, Tubulidentata, Orycteropodidae.